AUGGGAAAACUAUUGAAUUUCGGUACAAAGCUCAAGUAUCCCCUCACGGUCAACAGAUUACUUAAAAAACCCAACGACCAAAUAAAAAAACAGGAACCGAUCCUACAAUUCAAGUUUACAUGGAAACAAAAGGUCGGCGACCCGUUUGGAGAUGAGUGGGAAGAAGAACAGAUAACGAUUGCAGACUGGGAUAGCCCUGCCGAUGGGUGCAUAAAGUCCUGGAGAGUGCACGAAGGUAUGGUCAUACAGAAUGACAUGUCCUUUGUCGAGAUUGAAGAAUCAUGCCCCCACUCUGUACAGUUUGCCGGGCUUUGUGGUAUAUGUGGGAAAGAUAUGACUGAAGUAUCAUGGGCUAGUGCUGGUGACGAUACCGGUCACGCAAAGAUAAAUAUGAUUCACAACCAAACCGCUCUUACGAUCAGUGAAGAUGAGGCUUCCAAAGCUGAAGGGGAGCUUCAAAAGCGAUUAUUACAGAACAGAAAACUUUCUUUGGUUGUAGAUCUAGAUCAGACUAUCAUUCACGCUUGUAUUGAGCCAACUAUUGGGGAAUGGCAGAGAAACCCUCAGAGUCCGAAUUUCGAUGCUGUCAAAGAUGUUCGAUCCUUUCAAUUGAAUGAUGAUGGCCCCAGGGGCGUUGCCUCUGGAUGCUGGUAUUAUAUCAAGAUGCGGCCAGGACUAAAAGGCUUCCUGGAUAGGAUCUCAGAAUUUUAUGAGCUACACGUCUACACAAUGGGAACUAGAGCUUAUGCAGCGAAUAUCGCUAAGAUCGUGGAUCCUGACAAGAGACUCUUUGGUGACCGGAUUAUAAGUCGCGAUGAGAACGGGAGCAUUACUACAAAGAGCCUUUCCAGACUUUUUCCGGUCAGUACCAAAAUGGUCGUCAUUAUUGACGAUAGAGCAGAUGUCUGGCCCCAAAACCGGCCCAACCUAAUCAAAGUUGUCCCGUACGACUUUUUUCUUGGUAUUGGCGAUAUUAACUCCAGCUUUUUACCGAAGAGAGAAGACGUGAAAAUUGCUCUACCAAGUCAGGAGGCUAUGGUAGUCCAAAAAGAUUGUAUCGAGGCAAACGAUGUUAACGAAUCUUCUCAAAAAGACCCAACUCUUGAUGUCGGAGCUAGUUCAGAUCAAUCGAAAAGUUUAUGUAAAGCUAGCGCGCUUGAAGAAUUAGUUAGGAUGAGUGGUGGAGACGACCAAGCAAUCCGCUUUGAACAAGCUAUUGAACAGGAAAAACUGCUUGAAAAACAGUUGAACGAGCGUCCACUACUCCACAUGCAAGAGGAACUUGAUAAAGAAGAGUUAGAAGAUGAAGGGGUCGUUACUGCGGAACCAGAAAAUGGCACGAAUCAUGAGCAUCCACAUCAUAGACACAAUUUGUUAAAAGAUGAUGAUGAGGAACUUCAAUACCUUGAGAAUCACUUGAUACGAGUACACAAGGCAUUUUACGAAAACUACGAUGGCGUGCUUGCUAAUACAAGAGGUGUAAAGAACAUACAACUGGACGAUAAAAAUGUUACAAGUAAAAACUCGACUUAUCUGAAAAUGGUCCCAGAUAUUGCGGACGUCAUGCCACAACUGAAGGCAAAAACUCUAGCUGGCUGUAUAAUCGUAACAUCAGGGCUUGUGCCACUUCAAACUGACAUAAUGAAGACUGAAUUGGGUAUCCAGGCCACGACAUUUGGUGCCAAGAUAACAAGCAAAGUCAGCAAAAGCAGUACUCACUUAGUCACAUCAAUUACUCGUAACCGCACUAGUAAGGUUCGACAAGCCACUAAAUACCCAAGUAUAAAAAUUGUUAAUCAGGACUGGCUCUUUAAUUCAAUUAGUAAAUGGGAAAAGGAAGAUGAAGAACCAUACUUGAUUUAUGUGCAAAAGGAUGAGCAUCAUUGUAAUGGUGAAUUCCAAAAUAUGACUCUCUUAACGACUAAUCAGUCUGAUGACAGUGACUCUUCGGUAACAGGCGAUGAGUUUGAGUAUCAGAAUACUCAUCCACUCCAAGGGCCUGGGCUUAAUGAUACAUCCCUUAUACCACCAGUGGAUAGAUACUCUCCUAUUGAGGACCUUAGAGAGUUCGACUGGGAAAAAGUUGAUGAUGAAUUAGCUGAGUUUAUGGGGGAAGAAGAUUCUGAAAAUGAUAGCGAGACGUCAGAAUCUACCCCAUUAAAUUUUAAAGAUCAAAACUCAGUCAAACGAAAGCUCGGUGCUGUUGUAGAAGAUGACGACAGUGAAUAUGAAAGUAUCCUCUCAAAAAAACAAAAGCUCGCUAGCGAGCGAAUAUCGGGGCUUAGCACAGUUACAACUCCCUAUAAUGAUUCUGAGGAUAAUUUACCCAAACCUCUCGAAGCAGAUGGCUUGAAAUAUGAAAAUGGCCAGAGUUUUCCGCUUGUUUCUGAGGAUGGGGACGCCGAUUUAGAAGCACUUCUGAUGGCUGAGUUUGAGAAAGAAGAUGGAGGUACCAUAGACAACAAAUAA
Messenger RNA from Blumeria graminis f. sp. triticale, 2469 nucleotides. The record is from the annotation of a GenBank genome assembly. NCBI's taxonomy places the organism in Eukaryota, Fungi, Ascomycota, Leotiomycetes, Helotiales, Erysiphaceae.